Molecule: messenger RNA, 5181 nt
Organism: Hyla sarda
Lineage: Eukaryota; Metazoa; Chordata; Amphibia; Anura; Hylidae
Product: NACHT, LRR and PYD domains-containing protein 3-like
Exons: 11
Coding region: 715-3426 (903 amino acids)
Cellular component (GO): cytoplasm
Molecular function (GO): protein binding
Source: RefSeq, a predicted model, not a curated record
CAGGUAGGUAGAAAUGUUGGUUAGGUAUAGGUAGCCAGGUAGGUAGAAAUGUUGGUGAGGUAUAGGUUGCCAUGUAGGUAGAAAUGUUGGUUAGGUAUAGGUAGCCAGGUAGGUAGUGAUGGUGUUAAGAUGGUUUCACCAAUGCCUAGGUACACUACUAAGUGUGCCUGAAUUCUGGUGAAAUUUGGAGCCCCAAAAAUGUUUUCUUACAUGACUUGUGCAUUAUGAGUUUUAGACACUUUAUAGACGCUUCUUGCUGGGUCCAACAAAAGGAGAGUGGUCUAUGCAAAGGGGUGUGGCUUAUGUUAAAUAGGGUGUGGCCUUAGUGCACCCCAAAUCGGACUGAAGUGGGCCAACUGAUAGCGACUAAACAGACCGGCCGGAUCUAUCAGCCUGAUGGACUUUGAUAAAUCUGGAGCAUUUUGCAUCAUCUAAGAAUCAGACAUAAAAUCUGUUCCUGAGUAUCAGACUCUAAGAUAGAUGGCGCCAGCACACUUUUUUUUUUUUUUUUUUUUUACUUUCUCUUACGCUUUUCCUCUUGCACAUCCUGUGUCGUCCUGUGUGACUUGGUCAUCCGUAGUUCUAAGUUCCUGGUGCUGACAGGGAUCCUGAUGCCGCUGUGAACAGGAGGCCAUCUCAGGUGAGGAGACUUCCUACAAAAAGAAUCAGCACUGAGCCUCCGAUUCUACAGCGAAGGGAGAAGCAAAUCAUCAGAUGGCAGAUGAUGAGACCCGGAUGUUUUACCAGCAGCUUUGUCAGUAUAAACAUCAUUCCCUGUGGACGAUACAUCAAUAUUUCCAAGAUGAUCUGCUCUACAUUUUGGAGACCCUGAGUCCUUACUCACUUCUGAGUGCGCUCCAUUCCCAAAAUAUCCCCAAAGUUGAGCAAUACCGAUGUCUAGAAGGUGACAGAAGACGAUUGGCGCAGACUAUCCUACAUGAUAUGCAAGGCCUCAGAAGAGAACAUGUGAUAGGACUGUGGGUUGGUCUCUAUGCCCUACAAAGGGAACGUCCACUUCCAAUAUUACAAGCCAUACUGGAUGAACUCCGUGAGGAAGGUGAAGACCUGGUGGACAAAAUUUCAUUAGAUAAAUAUGGACACCCGCUUCCCCCAAAUAUGGAAGAGGUCCAGAACUGUCAUAAGAAACAUUUGCAGAUGAAAACCGAGAUACUUGUAGAGAACAGACCUCCAGGAUGUAACCAAGGAAUGGAAAGUUUUCCAAUGAAUGCACGUUAUGUGAACCUCAUCAUUGUCUCCAUUGAUCACUUUAGGGUACGAUCUCAGAAUGAGCUCAUAGAGACCGGGCUAAGACAUGAGAGAUCUUUAAAGAAAGAACAAAAUACCCUACAACGCAUUUCCCCCAACAAAUUGUUUCGCUGGUGCCACCAAUCCAGACAUGUGCCACAGGUGAUCAUGGUGAGCGGAGUGCCGGGAGUAGGGAAGACCACGCUGAUGCAGAAGUUUGUCUACGACUGGGUGAGGGGGGUUCUCUACCAAAGAUUUUCUUUUGUCUUCUUCUUCAAAUUCCGGGAACUGAACAGACUGGAUGAGGUUAGUCUGGAGACCAUGAUCCUUCACCAAUAUCCAUAUCUGGAGGAACAGAUUGAUAACAUCUUACAAGAUACAGAGAAGCUUCUCUUUAUAUUUGAUGGAUUAGAUGAAAGUGUUCAUAACUUAGAUUUCACAUCCAGUCACCUGUGUUCUAAUCCUAAACAGCCUGAACUUUGUGGUCAGAUUGUGGCAAGUUUGGUGAGAAAGUCUCUUCUUAAUGGUUGUUCUGUUCUGAUGACCAGCCGCCCAACCAGACUGGCAUCCAUCGACUGUAAUGUUUUUCAACGAAUAGUCGAAGUCACUGGGUUUUUUCCUGAAGAGCGACAGACGUACUUUAAAAAUUUCUUCUCCGAUUUUGAACUGGCAGAAAAGGCUUUUACUUAUGUGAAGCAGAAUGACACAUUGUACACGUUCUGUUACCUCCCGUCCUACUGCUGGAUCAUCUGUACAGUAUUGUCCAGGAGCUUCCAGACAACAAGUAGUGAUCAUCCGGCAUCAUUAUUACCCAAAACAGUGACCCAGCUCUUUACGAUAUUUGUUGCCAACAUUUUGGCCAAUCACAGCCUGGACAAAAGUGACGUUCAGAAGAUCCUGCAGUCCAUCGGAUGGAUGGCACAAUAUGGAGUCAUGAAUCAUAGGAUCAUUUUUGAUGAACGAGAUCUGGGUUCUUUCCACGUGGACAAUAAGUCAAAGCUCUUAUCAAGUUUUCUUGUAGAAUCAGAGGAUCCUGUGACCUAUUCCUUCUUACAUCUCACGGUUCAGGAAUUCUUCUCGGCCUUGGUGCAUUAUGUAGACUAUUCUCCUGAGAAGUUACAGGGAUCCCUAAAUAAAGUCAAAUCCUAUCGUGAUGGACGGGGGGAAAUAUUCCUCCGUUUCCUGUGUGGUCUAUCAGACGGCUCCACCAAAUCCUUUCUGUCUGGAUACCUGGAUAGACAAGCAGCUCAGGCUUCCAGGGAUGUUAUCACUUGGCUGAAGAACUUCAUUCUAGAAGAACAGGAGAUGAUAGAGGAAAUUGAAAACAAGAAGCAAAGUCUUCUCAGGAUAUUCUUCUAUCUGUUUGAAACCCGAAAUGAUGCCCUGAUACUGGAAGUGUUAGGAUCCUACAGACGUUUAGACCUUUCUGGAGUUCACAUGUCACCUCUAGACUGCACAGUGUUAGCGUUUAUUAUGAAAAUCUGCACAAAUAUAGAAGAUCUGAAUCUAACUGGAUGUUCCUUAGACACUGAAGGAUUAGAAAGGCUUGCACCCACUUUACACAGGCUCCAUUGUCUGAGUUUAUCUCAUAAUGAUCUACAAGACACGGCCUGCACCCCAUUAGCAACUGUCAUAAGGAAUAACCAAUCCCUGAAGAAACUCAUCCUGUCUAAUAACAAUCUGUAUGGUCCUAACUUCAGUGACCUGGUGGGGGCGCUGUCCAGUCCAGCCUGCAGUAUAGUGGAAAUACAUGUGGACAAUAAUAAUCUACCAGACACGUCCUGCACCCAGUUGGCAUCUGUAAUAAGGGAUAACCAGUCCCUGAAAAUACUUGUCGUGUUCGGUAACCGUCUGUCUGGUCCUCACUUCAGUGACCUAAUGGACGGUCUGUCCAGUCCAGACUGCAUAUUAAAGGAAAUACGUUUGGCUGAUAAUCAUCUAUCAGACACGGCCUGCACCCUGUUGGCAUCUGCAAUAAGGAAUAACCGGUCCUUGACCAAACUGUGCCUAUCUGGUAACCGUCUGUCUGGUCCUCACUUCAAUGACAUGAUGGAGGCUCUGUACAGUCCAGCCUGCAGGAUAGUGGAAUUACACAUGCACAGCAAUGAAUUGUCUGAGGAGGAGAAGGAAGCCUUAAGAACGCUGGGAAGACACAAACCACAUAUGAACAUAACUACCUGAACAAUCCAGAUUCCUUCCUGAGAUGAGCAGAUACAGGGACUUUGAUGCUUUUUCAGGGACCAAUAUUAACAUAUUUUUCCCGUGCAUUAUGGGUAAUAUUGCUCAUGUACAAAGGAUGAGGAAACAUGAUAUUAGGAAUGUUCUUUCUUAGCCAAUGAUAUGUCCAGUAAGUCUCCAUAAUGGGCCAAAAAAAACAGAACAUUUUUGAUUAUUUUCUUCUCACCACAUACAGGACCAAUUGUACUUUGUAAUGGCGUCCUCUAGCUUACCAUAACAUGUGUAGUGAAGCCAAGAUAAUAUUUGUGGGGUAAACUUGGGCAUCACAAAUCCUGUUAUGUAGCGAAAGCUUUCACCAGACAGGAUUACAGUGAAAGGUGCCGCUAGUAUAUAGAUAUGAUGGAAUCGGGCCAUUCACAGUAGGUAAUGGUCACCUACCUUCUGCCCCCUUCCCUAAUGAGUGCCGUGUAAUAUAAGAAAGGUUAGGGAUGAAUUCUUAUAAAUAGGCAUAAAAGUUUCUCUAAAGAAUGCUCUACUGUCUCCGACCAUUAAACACAUAAAAAUUGGGGUGCGGCCAUGACACAUGACUGCUGUCAUGGCCUUGGAAUGGAUUGCCAUCUAGAUGGUAUAACUACAACGUUGGCUGAAUUAUUAGAAAUGUGCCAAAAACAGUGUUUUGAUUUUAAUGUAUAUGAAAUAACACUAAGUACACUUUGUUUUACAAGAUAAACUUUGUAAAACUAAUGUUGUGUAAAUGACCCAUUGGUCAAAUUUAAGGAUUUACUCUUUUAGACAGAGUGGACAAGUUCCUGGUGGUGUCCAGUCAUACAGGCAUUGGGUGCCCAAGCAGAGGUAUGUUCUUCCAUAGAUCGCUGCUUGUUAGUUAUGGAUCUUUUUUUAUUCACUUUCACUUUAGAUCUGUCCAUAGUUUCUCUAUUGGGUUUAUGUCUAGGCUGUUGCCUGGCCAAGGUCACGCAUCGCUACUUGUUAGUUCUGGAUCUUUUUUUCGUUUCACUUUCACUUUAGAUCUGCCCAUCAUUUCUCUAUUGGGUUUAUGUCUAGGCUGUUGCCUGGCCAAGGUCACACAUCGCUACUUGUUAGUUCCGGUUCUUUUUUUCGUUUCACUUUCACUUUAGACCUGCCCAUAAUUUCUCUAUUGGGUUUAUGACUGGGCUGUUGCCUGGCCAAAGUCACAUGCCAAUGCCAUGGUCCUCAAGAAAACUUGUCACUUUAUGGGGCAUUGUCAGGCAUGAAGAUGAAGUCUCUUGUCACUGUAAAUCCCUUUUCAGUGCACCACCCUACAGCUGAGGGAUCAGUCAUUGCUCUUUGUUGGACUUGUAUGGCUUCUGCAUAAUGUAGGCCCUUCCUGUCCUGAAGAUGACGCUCUACCCCAGUGGUCUCAAACUGUUUCUCUCAAGAUGUUGCAAAGCUUCAUCUCCCAACAUGCCCGGACAACCAACAGCUGCUCUAUACCAUGACCCAAGUAGGGCACUUGACUCGCUGGACCAUGCAGUCUUUUCCAUUUUGUCAUCUGACACAUUUGGGGGCAUUUAUCAUUGUCUUCAGAGCUGUUUUUUGUAUGUAGACUUGUCUCUAUUUGGGCGCACCACAGGCUAUUCUACACCAGCCCAGACUUAGCGUAGCUUUUUGGUGUAUGUGAAGAGUGACAUUUCAGAAAAUGGGUAUCCUCCACAAAAUGUAUCAAAUGCCAUGCGACCAUUUAAUAAAUUUGGCACGUCACGCAUGAAAAAAAAAAAA